Messenger RNA from Prunus armeniaca (apricot), 2106 nucleotides. Lineage: Eukaryota; Viridiplantae; Streptophyta; Magnoliopsida; Rosales; Rosaceae. The record is from the annotation of a GenBank genome assembly.
AUGGCUUCAACCACCAACACCUUGCUCUCUUCUAACUUUUUUGGCACUAGAAUCCUACACUCGCCUCCAACCCCAAAAACCACCUCCAGAUGCACACCAGCACCAAUUCCUCUGCCCUUCUUCUCCAAGAGAAACCUUUUUACCACCAAAAACAUUUUCAACCAGAAACCCAAUUCCGAGCCCCUCAAAUCCGCAGCAUCCCAAGCCACUUUAGCUGCCUUACUCUUCUCUUCGGUCACUUCACUCACCCCACAAGCCCUAGCCUUAGACGCCACACCCACCCCCACACCUCCACCUGUUCUCCAAGCCCAGCCUACCAAACCCAACGCCUCCUCCCCUUUCUCUCAGAAUCUCCUCGUUACAGCCCCCAAACCCCAAUCCCAGGCCGCCACUGAUCUCCCUGAAGGCAGCCAAUGGCGCUACAGCGAGUUCUUGAACGCAGUCAAGAAGGGCAAGGUCGAAAGAGUCAGGUUCAGCAAGGACGGUUCUGGCCUCCAGCUCACUGCCGUGGAUGGCCGACGAGCCUCCGUCAUUGUUCCCAAUGACCCGGACCUUAUCGAUAUUUUGGCCAUGAACGGCGUCGAUAUUUCAGUGUCCGAGGGCGAUUCGGGCAAUGGAUUGUUCAAUUUCAUCGGGAACUUGCUGUUCCCAAUCUUGGCCUUCGCGGGAUUGUUCCUCCUUUUCCGGCGAGCGGGAGGUGGUCCCGGAGGGCCUGGUGGGCUUGGUGGGCCUAUGGACUUCGGAAGGUCCAAAUCCAAAUUCCAAGAAGUUCCAGAGACGGGGGUGAGUUUCUCUGAUGUAGCUGGAGCUGACCAAGCAAAGCUGGAACUGCAGGAGGUGGUUGAUUUCUUGAAGAACCCAGAUAAGUACACUGCCCUUGGAGCCAAAAUCCCAAAAGGCUGUCUUUUGGUGGGUCCACCUGGUACCGGCAAGACCCUUCUGGCUCGGGCCGUGGCCGGCGAGGCUGGGGUGCCGUUUUUCUCUUGCGCAGCUUCGGAGUUCGUGGAAUUGUUUGUGGGAGUGGGUGCGUCGAGAGUGCGGGACUUGUUCGAGAAGGCCAAGUCGAAAGCGCCGUGCAUUGUGUUCAUUGAUGAGAUUGAUGCGGUGGGGAGGCAGAGAGGAGCAGGUAUGGGAGGUGGGAAUGAUGAGAGGGAGCAGACCAUUAAUCAGCUGUUGACGGAGAUGGAUGGCUUUUCGGGUAAUUCCGGUGUCAUAGUUUUGGCGGCUACCAACCGGCCGGAUGUUCUUGAUUCGGCCUUGUUGAGGCCCGGUAGGUUUGACCGACAGGUGACCGUGGACAGGCCUGAUGUUGCUGGGAGAGUUAAGAUCCUGCAGGAUGAACACACUGGUUUCACGGGGGCUGAUCUGCAAAACCUGAUGAAUGAAGCUGCCAUUCUUGCAGCCAGACGCGACCUCAAAGAAAUAAGUAAAGAUGAGAUCUCUGAUGCUCUGGAGCGAAUAAUUGCUGGACCUGAGAAGAAAAAUGCUGUGGUCUCAGAAGACAAGAAGAAAUUAGUCGCCUACCAUGAGGCCGGGCAUGCUCUUGUUGGUGCUUUAAUGCCAGAAUAUGAUCCUGUAGCUAAGAUAUCCAUCAUCCCUCGUGGCCAAGCCGGUGGUCUAACCUUCUUUGCUCCAAGUGAAGAGAGACUCGAGUCCGGACUGUACAGUAGAAGCUACCUGGAGAAUCAAAUGGCUGUUGCCCUUGGUGGAAGGGUUGCCGAAGAAGUUAUCUUUGGUCAGGAAAAUGUGACAACAGGGGCAUCAAGUGACUUUAUGCAAGUUUCAAGGGUGGCUAGGCAGAUGGUUGAGAGAUUUGGGUUCAGCAAAAAGAUCGGACAAGUUGCUAUCGGUGCUGGUGGUGGCAAUCCCUUCUUAGGUCAACAGAUGUCGUCCCAAAAAGAUUACUCCAUGGCAACUGCUGAUAUUGUGGAUGCAGAGGUAAGGGAGUUGGUAGAGAAAGCUUAUUCAAGGGCCACGCAGAUCAUCACAACCCACAUCGAUAUCCUCCACAAACUAGCCCAGCUCCUCAUGGAGAAGGAAACUGUUGAUGGUGAAGAGUUCAUGAGCCUCUUCAUUGAUGGGAAAGCUGAGCUAUAUGUUGCGUAG